This is a messenger RNA of Dipodomys spectabilis (banner-tailed kangaroo rat), 1552 nucleotides long. RefSeq names its product double C2 domain alpha (gene Doc2a). The transcript is spliced from 10 exons. NCBI's taxonomy places the organism in Eukaryota, Metazoa, Chordata, Mammalia, Rodentia, Heteromyidae. Bases 1 to 1215 code for a protein of 404 amino acids. The record is from RefSeq and is a predicted model, not a curated record. Gene Ontology annotation, cellular component: membrane.
AUGAGGGGCCGCAGGGGCGAUCGCAUGACCAUCAGCAUCCAGGAGCACAUGGCCAUCAACGUGUGCCCCGGGCCCAUCCGGCCCAUCCGGCAGAUCUCAGACUACUUCCCUCGCCGCGGCCCAGGAGGGCCCGAAGGGGGCGGCGGCGGUGGGAGCCGUGGGGAAGCCGCAGCCCACCUGGCCCCGCUGGCCCUGGCGCCCCCGGCUGCCCUGCUUGGGGCCACUACUCCCGAGGAUGGAGCUGAGGUGGAUAGCUACGACUCAGAUGAUACCACUGCUCUGGGCACUUUGGAGUUUGACCUCCUCUAUGAUCAAGCCUCCUGCACUCUGCACUGUCGAAUCCUCAGGGCCAAGGGCCUCAAGCCCAUGGAUUUCAAUGGCCUAGCUGACCCCUAUGUCAAGCUGCAUCUUUUGCCUGGUGCCUGCAAGGCCAAUAAGCUAAAAACAAAGACUCAGAGAAACACGCUGAAUCCUGUGUGGAACGAGGACCUGACCUACAGCGGAAUCACAGACGAUGACAUCACUCACAAGGUGCUCAGGAUCUCCGUCUGUGAUGAGGACAAGCUGAGCCACAAUGAAUUCAUUGGGGAGAUCCGAGUACCCCUGCGCCGCCUCAAGCCCUCACAGAAGAAGCAUUUUAACAUUUGCCUUGAGCGUCAGGUCCCGCUGGCUUCACCCUCUUCCAUGUCAGCAGCACUGAGGGGCAUCUCCUGUUACCUGAAGGAGAUUGAGCAGGCUGAGCAGGGCCCUGGGCUGCUGGAAGAGCGAGGGCGGAUCCUGCUGAGCCUUAGCUACAGCUCGAGGCGCAGGGGCCUGCUGGUGGGUGUCAUCCGCUGUGCCCACCUGGCUGCCAUGGACGUCAAUGGCUACUCUGAUCCUUAUGUGAAGACGUACUUAAGACCAGAUGUGGAUAAGAAAUCCAAGCAUAAGACGUGCGUGAAGAAGAAGACUCUAAACCCAGAAUUUAACGAGGAGUUUUUCUAUGAGAUGGAGCUCUCCAUUCUGGCCACCAAGACUCUGGAAGUCACGGUCUGGGACUACGACAUUGGCAAAUCCAACGACUUCAUAGGUGGCGUGUCCCUGGGGCCAGGCGCCCGAGGAGAGGCCCGGAAGCACUGGAGUGACUGUCUGCAGCAGCCGGACACAGCCCUGGAGCGCUGGCACACCCUGACCAGUGAGCUGCCCCCCGCCGCUAGCGCUCUCCCCUCGGCCUGAGCGGGCAGCAGCUGCCCAGCACGAGCCCUCUGGGCAGGGUCCAGUACCCAACCUACGCACGAGUGUGUUGCACGUUUACAUGAGGCCUCUGCCUCUGCCCUGCACUACCUGUCUUAUUUUUGUGAGAGUCUCCGUGACCGUGGGUCUGUCUUCUUGUGAGGGACUGGGGAGAUCUAUAUUCACAUAUGCAAACUUCCUGCCUGCAAAUAUGCAAACCACCUCCAUGCACACGGGAGGGAAGUCCUGCUGACACCCCCCCCCUCCACCUGCCCACCCUGCUGCCUCUCUCCUGCCUCUCCAGGCUGCCCCGACCCCCACCCCACAGGGAGGAGGUCGG